AUGCUCCGCCCGGCGCGGCCUGGCGCGGCGCAGCAGGGCACGGGCGCAGCGCGCAGGCGCGCGGGGCACCCGGGGCACCCGGGGCUACCGGCGCUAGCGGCCAUGGAGCGGAAAGUGCUGGCGCUGCAGGCCCGAAAGAAGCGGACCAAAGCCAAGAAGGACAAGGCCCAGAGGAAGCCUGACACUCAGCAUCGGGGCCCUGCUGCUCAUUCUGAGAACGAUCCUCCAGAACAAGAGGAAGAAAUUCUAGGAUCAGAUGAUGAUGAACAGGAGGAUCCAAACGAUUAUUGUAAAGGUGGCUAUCACCUUGUGAAAAUAGGAGAUCUCUUUAACGGGCGGUACCAUGUGAUCCGAAAGCUUGGAUGGGGCCACUUCUCCACCGUAUGGCUAGCUUGGGACAUCCAAGGGAAGAGAUUUGUAGCAAUGAAAGUAGUGAAGAGUGCAGAGCACUAUACAGAAACGGCACUGGACGAAAUCAAGUUGCUAAAAUCGGUCCGCAACAGUGAUCCAAAUGAUCCAAGUAAAGAGAGGGUGGUUCAGUUAUUAGAUGACUUCAAGAUUUCAGGAGUUAAUGGUUCUCAUAUCUGUAUGGUCUUUGAAGUUCUAGGGCAUCAUCUCCUGAAAUGGAUCAUCAAGUCAAAUUAUCAGGGGCUUCCACUCCCUUGUGUCAAAAAGAUCAUCAAACAGGUUCUUCAAGGUCUUGAUUACUUGCACACAAAGUGUCGGAUCAUUCAUACAGAUAUUAAGCCUGAGAACAUUCUUCUGUGUGUUAACGACCAGUAUAUUCGUAGGUUGGCUGCAGAAGCAACAGAGUGGCAGAGAUCUGGGGCUCCCCCACCAUCUGGUUCUGCAGUGAGCACUGCACCGCAGCCAAAACCAGCAGACAAAAUGUCAAAGAAUAAGAAAAAGAAGUUGAAAAAAAAGCAGAAACGGCAAGCUGAGUUGUUAGAGAAACGAAUGCAAGAGAUAGAGGAAAUGGAGAAGGAAGCAAGCCCUGGGCAAACACAGCCUGAAGAGGAGGAGGAAACUCAGAGCCCUCUGGAAAUGCUUUUAAAAGUUAGUCCGCCAGAUGAAGGAGUCAACAAAAAGACAGCUGAAGUCCUUGUUCAAGAGCAGUCUAUUCUAAUGGAAAGUAGUGUGGAAAAAUGCGUACCAGAAAUAAAUUGCAAUGGAGUGAUACAACUGACGGACUUCUCAGACUCUGGUAAUCAAGGGUCUGUGCGACUUGAGGAUGACCUUCAUAAUGCCAAUAACUGUGGCGAUCGCCCUCUCACGCAGAAGGAGGAGAGCUUCCGUGGUUGUAAUUACAAUCAACGUAACGGUGACUCAGAGACCAGGCCUCAAGAAGCAGUGUCGGACUCGUUCGUGCCCUUAGUUUCAGAAGAUUCCAUGGUUUGUCAGCCCACAUCGAGCGAAGAGCAAUCAUACAGCGAGCAGGAGAUCAGCCAUUUGCAGGAGAGCAUCCGGACCGAGAUACCAUCAGAGGAUGAGAAUGAGAAUAAUAGUCCCUCAGAGAACAAAGGAAAAUCAACUGCUGGGAAUUUCCUUCUUAAUCCCCUUGAGCCCAAGAAUGCAGAUAAGCUCAAAGUGAAGAUAGCUGACCUAGGAAAUGCUUGCUGGGUGCACAAGCACUUCACCGAAGAUAUCCAGACAAGACAAUACCGAUCCUUGGAGGUAUUGAUAGGAUCAGGGUACAACACCCCUGCUGACAUUUGGAGCACAGCAUGUAUGGCCUUUGAAUUAGCAACAGGAGACUAUCUGUUUGAGCCUCAUUCUGGAGAAGAUUACUCGCGGGAUGAAGAUCAUAUUGCAUUGAUCAUAGAACUUCUGGGGAAAAUACCUCGCAAGCUCAUUUUGGCAGGAAAAUAUUCCAAGGAGUUUUUCACCAAAAAAGGUGAUCUGAAGCACAUCACCAAACUGAAGCCCUGGGGCCUUUUCGAAGUUCUGGUGGAAAAAUAUGAGUGGUCCCAAGACGAGGCAGCUGCAUUCACAGACUUCUUAUUACCUAUGUUGGAGCUGAUCCCGGAGAAACGUGCUACAGCAGCGGAGUGUCUCAGGCACCCCUGGCUUAGCUCCUAGAGGCUUCAACCCAAUGCCACAGCACUACAUUCUGGUUUACAGCAUAGCAUACACACACCCAGCUGCCCCCUCCUAAAUCCAUUUUUUUUUUCUCCUUGUUCAUUUUCAGUGUGAAGUUCUUCCUUCAAGGCUUCCAAGAUUUUAGAUAAAUCUAACGUGUUCUGCUGAGUUUGCUUGUGUGACUCAAUGGGGACUCUCCUCAGCCAGUGGGCAUCAUCUGUGUUCUGCCUCGCUAGGGCUUUGCCAAAGACUAAUUGACUGGAAUAUGAAGUUUUUUCCUGAGUCUCCUCACUGUUAAACAGCACAUGCGGUAGAUGAGAGCUCAUCUGUGCUGAGAUAGCUCCCUUAACUAAAUUUCAACUGUCCUUUGCUCGUGAGGGGAACAUGAAGAUCUGAACUCAUUUCACUGACUCGGGAGUCAGUUUCCUGCUGUUUAUCCAGUAGCUGGUGAUGGGGUGAGAAGUAACAGAGGGCACCAAGGUGGUGUUAAUUCCAUGUAGAGCAAAGACCUUGAAAUCCUCCAUCAUUUUCUAGGUGUCUACUGUAUUCUUUGCUCUCCAGUCACAUAAUUCUUAUUUAGUUUUAGCUGCCUAAAUCUUUUUGAAAUGAACUAUUUAAAUCUAGAUUUUAGUAUCACUUAUUUCUUCCCCCAGCGUGCCCCUGCCCCUUUACUUUUUCCCCUCCCUGUGCCCAGAUAGUCAGAAUAGUUUCUAAAUUCAGCAGCAUUUAAUGAGUAUCUUCAAAUGCCUGAGCCUGUGACUAAAAGGUGACAAGGAAAAUGAGCAAAAGCUGGAACUGACUAAACGCACAAUCUUCGGCAUACAGAUGGGUGCGCCCUUUGGCUGCAGAGAGGUAGCCUUGUUGCAGGCAACUCUUCCAAUGUUUUAGUGAGCUGGUUUUUAUUUUUCACCCUAUACUGACACUUUUUGCCUUGCCUGAGAUGGUUGCUACAUCUGUGAGAGACCGCCUUUCGCUGAUUCGGUGUACUCUGGCUCUUACUUUUUGACCAUUUUGCUUUUUCCCAGAUGAAGGGUGGCAGCAUCUGUAUCGCAUCCAUGCUAUAGCCCUUGACUUGGAAACUCGACACUUGAAAGCCCAACUUUCUUUUAUGUUAACUUGCUUCAGGUGCUGGCCUUCAGAAAUAACUUCCCAGAAUGGGAUUGCCUUUCAUUUUCUGGGGCAUUAAUGCAAGGAGAGCUAACAGGUGGGAGAAAACUGGUUGACUUUUCCAUGCAGACAUCUAGAGAUGCCCGAAAUAAAAUGUUCUGUCGAUUUGCUGUAUAAACUUCUCAGAGGGGGUUGGAUGUAAUAAGUAAAUGGGUUAAUUUUAAUUAAGUUAAAUCACUGUGGCAUUUUGCUAGUUCUGUGAUGGCUUCUUCUAGACUUGUCCAUCCUUAUUACAGAUUCAGUGCAUCCCACUCUAAAGCAAGAUCUGGCAGUGUUGAGACUUCAGAGGUACUUCCUCACCCUGGACCAAAUAGGCCUUUGGAUUGAUGGUAGUUUUCAAAGGAUAGAAGUACCGCAGAAACGUACUGGAGGCCAAGCAGAUGCGCUCUGAGGUGAUGUGCUGCCGAAGCAGCCAAGAUGACUGUUACGUGUCACUCCUCUAUUUGUGUUUGAAAUCCUGGUUCGUGAGGAUUGUUCGUUCAUAAAACUUGAUGUCAUUUAAUCCACUUGAAAAGCAUUUCUCCAGUCCAGUGCCUGAUUUGGCUUAUUAAUGCAAUUCAUGCUGCAUGCUCCUUUAGGGAUAGGUCAGGUUCUCUAUGCAUAUAACGUAAAAUUAAAGGAAAGAAACAUGCAAAACAAUUUUAAACUGCUCACUUGACUCCCCCCCCCCCCUUUCAUCUGGAGUUUCCCCGUUCGGUGUUGCCUCCCUAUCUGUUACAGAGGGACUGCAGCCAGGACUGGAUUCUAGCAUACCUACUGUCUAAAUACUGUGAAGAUACAUUGACAGGGCAACAACUUCUGUUGUCGUCUUGGAAGCUCACCCGGUUCUGUGUACUUCAAACUGACCGAUUAGAGAAUUGUUUCUAGGAGGGGUCUGCACACUUCGAUGCUGAGGGCUUCUGCCCAUCUUUCCCUGCCCUCUGCCACCCUGACUGGAGGAGGAUGGGUUUUUUUAUUGAGAUAGCCAAGGCUAGAGCCAGCUUCGGAGUUGAAGACCCACAGGAUGAGCUGUCAGGAUUCAGUCUUGUACCUUGUGCUCGUUCACUUGGGGUUUGUUAAAUUUCCAAAUUGCCGUAAAGUGCUCGCACUAAAGGAUUUGUACUUGCUGUGUCAGUCUAAAACCUGAAGGAAAAUACAUUUUUAUUCUUUCUACUUGA
Messenger RNA from Rhea pennata, 4403 nucleotides. RefSeq names its product SRSF protein kinase 1 (gene SRPK1). The record is from RefSeq and is a predicted model, not a curated record. Gene Ontology annotation, molecular function: protein serine/threonine kinase activity; ATP binding. Bases 1 to 2079 code for a protein of 692 amino acids. Lineage: Eukaryota; Metazoa; Chordata; Aves; Rheiformes; Rheidae. The transcript is spliced from 16 exons. Gene Ontology annotation, biological process: intracellular signal transduction; spliceosomal complex assembly; peptidyl-serine phosphorylation. Gene Ontology annotation, cellular component: cytoplasm; nucleus.